Molecule: messenger RNA, 1436 nt
Organism: Vanrija pseudolonga
Lineage: Eukaryota; Fungi; Basidiomycota; Tremellomycetes; Trichosporonales; Trichosporonaceae
Gene: SPAC869.04
Product: Putative formamidase
Exons: 3
Coding region: 54-1436 (460 amino acids)
Molecular function (GO): hydrolase activity, acting on carbon-nitrogen (but not peptide) bonds, in linear amides
Source: RefSeq, a predicted model, not a curated record
GCUAAAGGUCGAGUCCGGCCGGCGUUUGGCUCGACUCUUGCCUAUCGCUCAUAAUGACACUGACAGCUGCCCCGGCAUCGACGCCGCCCCCGUCCUCCUCCAAGCCGACGAUGAAGAACGUCCCCCCGCUCGCGAACACGCCGUCGCCGUACGAGAUCCCCACCCUCGUCCGCGUCGACCCCUUCCGCCCCGCCAACGAGCAGGAGCGGAUCCACACCCGCUGGCACCCCGACAUCCCGCCCGUGUGCUCGCUCGAGCUCGGCAAGGCGUUCAACGUCGAGUGCAUGGACUACUCUGGCUUCCAGAUCAACAACGAUGACUGCGCCGACGACGUCCUCGACAUGGACCACGACUCGGACCACCACCUCUCUGGACCGUUCCACGUUCCCGGGGCGCAGCCGGGCGACGUGCUCGAGAUCGACAUCCUCGACGUCCAGCCCCACCCCCUCCAGCCAUGGGGAUACUGCAUCACGUACCCAGGCGUCGGGGCGCUCGACCUGCCCGACGAGAAGACAAAGGUCACCAAGACGAUCUGGGAGUUUGAGGGCUGCGAGACGACAUCACGACACGUCCCGCACGUGCGCUUCCAGUCGCGCGCGCACCCCGGCGUGAUUGGCACCGCGCCCUCGGCCGAGCUGCUCGCCAAGUGGACCGAGCGCGAGUCCAAGGUCGCGGCCGCGCAGCGUAGCCGCCACGGCAACACGGAGAUCACGCUCCCGCUCGUCAAGGGCGCGUACGUCGGCCAGGAGCUCGACGACGCCACCCGCCAGAAGAUCUACGCCGAGGGCGCCCGUACCUCGCCUGGACGCGAGCACGGCGGCAACAUUGACAUUGGCGCGCUUGUCCGCGGAUCAAAAGUCUACCUGCCCGUCUACGUCCCCGGUGCCAACCUGUCCGUCGGCGACCUGCACUUCUGCGAGGCGGACGGCGAGCCGACGACGGCGAUCGAGAUGCCCGGCGUCGUGACCCUCCGCGUCAACCUCAUCCGUGGCGGUAUCCGCGCGCUGGGCAUCCACACGCCCAUGUACGAGACGAGCCCGAGCGAGGUGCUGUACCGCAACCGCCUCGUGUUCACCGGGCUGAGCGUCACGCCCGAGGGCGAGCAGACGGACCGCGACGGCAUGGUGUCGUACCGCAACGCGGCGUUCAGCGCCAUGCAGUACCUCGGCAAGAUGGGCUACUCGCGCGAGCAGGCUUACGUGCUCAUGUCGGCCGCACCGAUCGAGGUCAAGGUCGUCGCGACGGCAAACCAGCCCAACUACGUCGUGUCUGUUGGCUUGCCCGUCGACAUCUUCGAGUUUGACAUCCGGCCAAGGGCUCUGGGCGAGCCCAAGCCUUCUAUUCCGGGCCCGGCUGUGUUGAGUGAGGAGAGGGCGACGAGGGAGGCGGCGGCGAACGGCGUCGCCAACGGUAAUGGCCACGCCAACGGGCACUAG